GUGCAUAGCUGAAGCACGUACCUGUCAUGAGGAAGAGUGAGGGCAUGCAUGACACCACAAAGGGGAAUGCAUGCACUCAGGAGCCGGAUAUCAUCAGGCAGAGGCCCGAGCAGCUUCUGAGCGACGUAGAGACCACAGCAAAUGCUCCCGUUCCACCUGCACCCCGAGAACUCUCAGCAGAUGGCCUGCCCUCCGAAUUUAUGGCAUGCACACACCAGGUUACUUGCGAUUCGCUCUUCACCAUACGCGGUUCUCCCCCGUCGGUUUUCGUCCUCCUUGUUGGCGCCUCUUCUCGGUGCCCUGGGAGCGUGCCUCCCCGGUGGCAUCUCUGUGCCUCUGCCCAUGUGUCCCUGACUUUCGCCUGCAGGCCUGUGUGCCUCAGUUUCACCCCCGACUCUCGUCCUCAGCUGAGGGCAAAGCGACCGCCAGCCCAGCUCGUGAUCCGGAUGCGCCUGAAAUCCUCCUGUGCGGAGACAGUCUCCCUCUGGCCUUCCUCUGACCCUGGCUCCCAUCCCGGGAACUGGCGGGAAGCGGGACCCACCGUGGCACCCAGCAGACCCUCAUGCCUGCCCGCACCUGUCCCCAGAGGGUUGGGUCCACCCGGCUUGUUCAGCCUGCUGGUCCUCCCUGGACCACUACUAAGCUGACUCCCGCAGCUGUGUAGGAACAGGCAGGAAUGGUCCAGUGAGAAAAGAAAGCAGGCUGACCAGUUAGGAGGAGAUUUGAAUACUUGGUGGUAAAGUAGCCAGAAAUAAGGGUUGUCUAAAUGAGCAUGUCUGCAGCAGCGGGAUGAGCCGAUGCAGAGAUUCCUGCCGGGACGGCCUGCCUUGUGACACCUGCGCCAGGGAGCAGCCUCAGCGGCCCUCUGCCACAGGACGAGACCCUACAAGACGAGUUCUUCCAUCAGCAAAGGAAACAAUGGGAGGAAAUCUAAAGCACAGUACAGCUGCCAUAUAUUCUUUUCCAGUUAAAAGCACCUUACCUGGGUUUCUGGGUGGCUGCAUGAGGUGGUAAAUAUAGAUAAAGAAACCUGUCAAAAAACGA
Molecule: messenger RNA, 1044 nt
Organism: Nyctereutes procyonoides (raccoon dog)
Lineage: Eukaryota; Metazoa; Chordata; Mammalia; Carnivora; Canidae
Exons: 3
Coding region: 27-647 (206 amino acids)
Source: RefSeq, a predicted model, not a curated record